This is a messenger RNA of Etheostoma spectabile (orangethroat darter), 1640 nucleotides long. RefSeq lists its product as uncharacterized. The record is from RefSeq and is a predicted model, not a curated record. Gene Ontology annotation, molecular function: GTP binding. The transcript has 3 exons. Bases 75 to 1640 code for a protein of 521 amino acids. NCBI's taxonomy places the organism in Eukaryota, Metazoa, Chordata, Actinopteri, Perciformes, Percidae.
CUGGGUGGACCAGGACUUCAACAACACAGAAAACUACAAGGUCCUCCAUCCUAAUCUCCUGGGAAGCCGUUACCAUGGCAACGAACACAUCAUCCAAAUAUGACAACAUCACCUGCAAAGAUAAGAUCCAUUCAGGAUCUCCCACUCUCUACCAGUUGAUACCAAAGGAAGAGAAGAUUGGAACUCUGACAAGAAUGACUCUUGGUGAAAAAGAUUCAAACAAGGAAAAUAAAACCAUCUUACUUGUUGGUGAAACAGGAGCAGGAAAAUCUACUCUGAUCAACGCUCUGGUCAACUACGCCAUGGGAGUGGAGUGGAAGGACGAUGUCUGGUUUCAGAUAGUAGAGGAGGAGGAGAGAAGUCAAUUAGAAAGUCAGACAUCAGAUGUGAUCGUGUACCAGAUCUUUGGUUUUGAAGAUAAAACUCUGCCCUACUCUCUGACCAUCAUCGAUACUCCUGGAUACGGAGACAUCAGAGGGAUCGAGCAUGAUGACAUCAUCAGUCAAAGAUUAUUAGACUUGUUCCAGUCAGUCGAUGGAGUUGUUGAGAUUGAUGCAGUGGGUCUGGUGAUGAAAGCGAGUGUGACUCGACUGACUGAGCGACUGAGGUACAUCUUAGAUUCAGUGGUGUCUCUGUUUGGAAAAGACAUGGAGAAGAACAUCGUCACCUUCAUUACACACUCAGAUGGAAGUGCAUCUAAAAAUGUUCUGAAAGCUCUCAAGGCUGCAAAGAUUAAAUGUGCCAAAAAUAAGAAGAAUCAACCUCUUCACUUCCUGUUUAAUAAUCGCCAACAUGAAGACAGGACAGAGGAUGCAGAAGUCCUUGAACAUGCAGAUAAAACAUCAAUGAAAGGAAUGAAGCAGUUCACAACCUUUCUGGGAACAACUGAACCUCAGAAGUUGGAGACAACCGUGAAAGUCCUGAACGAGAGAGUCAGACUGACAGCCUGCAUCCAAAACCUGGAAGAGAGAAUUAAGUUGAUCGAUCUAAAGCAAACAGAGAUCCAACAGACUCAGGAUGGUCUGAAGAAACAUGAAGAAGAGAUGAAGAACAAUGAGAAGUUCACUAUAGAAGUUGAUGAGGUCUACAAAGAUAAAGAACCUAUUGAUGGUGGGAUGUGGGGGUUGGUGUUCUAUGAAGCAGCUGUCUGCUGUACUGUCUGUGAGGAGAACUGUCACUAUCCUGGAUGCACAAUGGCCUGGAAACCAGGACACUGUGAGGUCAUAAAAGGUGGCCACUGCACUUCAUGUAGAAGGAAGUGUCCUGCAUCAGCUCAUGUGAAAGAUAAAUGGAAGUAUGUGAACAAGACAAGACAAGUUAAAAAAACUCUAGAAGAUUUGAAAGUAAAUAUUAAAGCAGAAACUGAGAAGAAAGAGAGCAUUUUGGAAACUCUUCAGAAAGAGAUGGAAACCCUGGAAGCAAAGAAAAUACCUUUGGUGGAUGAAGCCUACCAGCAUGUUGUCCAACUGGAGCAGAUCGCCCUGAAUGAGGUUUCACUGUCUAGUUAUGUCCACCUGGACUUCCUGAUUGAGGAGAUGGAGAAGAGAAAGGACACAGAGAAGGUCAACCAUCUAAAACAAAUGGGAGGUCGAAAAGAUGGAGGUCUGUCGGGGGUGCAGUGCAGAAGAUGGCAAAAAUAG